CUUCUGCUACUUUUUCCUCUCCAAGUUCUCUCUCUCUGUCUCUCUCUCUCUAAGGCCUCUUAUUACUUAACCUACUCUUUCUCUCUCUUGCAGCUCAGGAAGACAACAGUCAAUCCCAAACCAAGAAAGAACCCCACAAACUCUUAGUCCUAGUAAGGUCCAAACUCCAAACCCUGCAAAAAAAAUUUAGACCCUUUUUCUUUCUCUCUCUAAAACAAUAGGGUUAUUAAGAGAAACAAAGAAAGAUAGAUGGGGUUGAUGAAUCACACUUGAACCCAACCAAAAAAAAGAAGACCCAUCAAACCCCACCCCUUAUCCCCACUCCCCCACAUCCCCACCAAAUGGAACUAACAGAUUUGCAAACCAACAAACAAAACAACAACAACCCUCACCACCAUCACCACCACCACCACAACCUCAAUCAAAACCAACACCAACACCACCUCCAUCAAAAUCAGUCCUCUUCUCAUCUUCCAAUAUCUUUUGAUGGCAGAUCAGGAGGACCACCCUUCAUGGGCUCAAUCUCCAUCCAAGCUGGACUCACCUCCACAACUCAUGGUGGUGCCUCUUCCUCCUCUUCCUCUCUAUCCACUUCCUCCUCUUCCCCUUCCUCUUCUUCCUCCUCCACUUCCACCUCCAUAGACGCUUCCCUCGCCAUCGCCACCAGAUCCGACUCACACCCCUCAACCCGAUCCGUUCCCUUACUCGACUCCAUAAAAAAGAACCCAUCUCCAUCACAACAGCCUCAGCAACAACAAUUGACAAUUGCAACAAUUGCUACGACCGCCACUGCAACGACAACAACAGCUAUUACAACAACCAUAACACCAACAGCCAAGCGAUCCACAAAAGACCGACACACGAAAGUAGAUGGCAGAGGACGCCGUAUCCGAAUGCCAGCCACCUGUGCCGCGAGAGUCUUCCAAUUGACAAGAGAAUUAGGCCACAAGUCCGAUGGCGAAACCAUAGAGUGGCUGUUACAACAAGCUGAACCAGCAAUUAUCGCCGCAACAGGUACUGGUACAAUCCCAGCAAAUUUUUCCACUCUCAACGUCUCGCUUCGUAGCAGUGGCUCUACUCUCUCAGCUCCUCCUUCAAAAUCAGCACCUCAUUCUUUUCAUGGCGCUUUGGCUCUUGCCCACCAUCCUUACCAUGAAGAAGGGUUUACUCAUCCAGCUUUCUUAGGCUUUCAUCAACACCAACAGCAACAACAGCACCAGCAGCAUCUAAUGACAGCAGAUCAAAUAGCAGAAGCGCUUCCGAGUGGUGGUGGUGACAGUGGUGGAGGUGGAGAUUCUACUGAGAAUUACAUGAGAAAGCGGUUUAGAGAAGAUCUAUUCAAAGAAGAUACUCAACCAAAUGAAAGUGGUGCUAGUGGUAGUGGCGGUGGUGGUGAUGAUGAGUCUCCAAAUAAAUAUUCCAAGAGUGGCUUACAAAUAUCCAAACAGCAACAACAACAGGAUUCUGUUACGGCAGGAUCUUCGGGGUUGCUUAGGCCUUCGAAUAUCCUGCCGGCCACUGCCAUGUGGGCAGUGGCGCCAGCACCAACUAGCGGUACCGGCAGCACGUUCUGGAUGCUGCCAGUCACCGCUGGUGGUAGCGGUGGACCAUCCGUGGCCACCGCUACUUCUGGUGCUGGUCCAUCAGAAUCUUCUCACAUGUGGACUUUCCCAGCAGCAACGAGUGGGAACACAUUGCAAGCGCCAUUGCAUUUUAUGCCGAGGCUUAAUUUUCCGGGUAGUCUUGAAUUCCAGCAAGGGAAUAAUAGUAAUAGAGGGAGUCCAUUGCAAUUGGGUUCUAUGUUAAUGCCACAGCAACAACAACAACAACAACCUUCUCAGCAUCUUGGACUAGGAAUGUCUGAGUCAAAUUUGGGAAUGUUGGCUGCUCUUAAUGCUUACUCUAGAGGUGGAUUGAAUAUGAAUUCUGAUCAUCAGCAAAAUCAUCCUUUGGAGCAUCAUCAUCAUCAUCAUCAUCAUCAACAACAACACCAGCAGCCUCAAGCUACUGAUAGUGGAGAUGAAGACCCAGAAAAUUCUCAGUGACAAUUCUGAAUUAAAUACGAGUUGGAUUUGGAAGUUGGGUUUGUUUUGCAAAUGGAUCAUCGUCGUCUGUGAGUGAAGAGAGAUUCCUAGUUCUCAUUGUAGUGUUCUUUGAAUUUUUUGAGUUUUUUUUUUUUUUUUUUUUUGGGAUUUUACUAGAUUGAUGUGAAGUUUGAGAUGUAAUUUGUUAGUUUGGUCCAAAGGGACUAGAGGAAACAGGCAGAGAGAUUGUAUAGGAGGAUCAAUAUUUGUUCGUGUUUGUUUACUAGUAUUGCUAUUUGCUUUGUUUGUAUGAGAAAAUGGUAAAGAAGCAAAAUGAAAAACGAACAAAAGGAAUUGAAAGUUA
Messenger RNA from Quercus lobata, 2388 nucleotides. RefSeq names its product transcription factor TCP8-like. The record is from RefSeq and is a predicted model, not a curated record. Bases 342 to 2045 code for a protein of 567 amino acids. NCBI's taxonomy places the organism in Eukaryota, Viridiplantae, Streptophyta, Magnoliopsida, Fagales, Fagaceae. Gene Ontology annotation, cellular component: nucleus. Gene Ontology annotation, molecular function: sequence-specific DNA binding; DNA-binding transcription factor activity. The transcript is spliced from 2 exons.